Impatiens glandulifera is the source of this 930-nucleotide messenger RNA. RefSeq names its product caffeoyl-CoA O-methyltransferase 5. The coding region runs from base 73 to 801 and encodes 242 amino acids. NCBI's taxonomy places the organism in Eukaryota, Viridiplantae, Streptophyta, Magnoliopsida, Ericales, Balsaminaceae. Gene Ontology annotation, molecular function: S-adenosylmethionine-dependent methyltransferase activity; O-methyltransferase activity. The transcript is spliced from 3 exons. The record is from RefSeq and is a predicted model, not a curated record.
UAACUAUCUAUCUAUCUAUCUAUCUAUCUAUAAGACUAUAACAAAACAUUUUCCGGCGAAACCAGACAUCAGAUGGCGGCUACCGGCGACAACAUGAGGCAUCAAGAAGUCGGCCACAAGAGCCUUCUUCAAAGCGAUGCUCUUUACCAGUAUAUACUUGAUACCAGUGUCUACCCUAGAGAGCCUGAAUCCAUGAAAGAACUCAGGGAGGUCACUGCUAAACAUCCAUGGAACCUAAUGACCACCUCUGCCGAUGAGGGUCAGUUCUUGAACAUGCUUUUGAAGCUGAUCAAUGCCAAGAACACCAUGGAAAUCGGCGUUUACACCGGCUAUUCUCUUCUCGCCACCGCCCUCGCCAUUCCCGACGAUGGAAAGAUUCUGGCAAUGGACAUAAACAGAGAGAAUUACGAAUUGGGUCUGCCUGUAAUUGAGAAGGCCGGGGUGGCACACAAGAUUGAAUUCAAAGAGGGACCGGCUUUGCCUGUUCUUGACGAGAUGUUGAAAGAUGAAAAGAAUCACGGAAGCUUCGAUUUCAUAUUCGUUGAUGCGGACAAGGACAACUACAUCAAUUAUCACAAGAGGUUAAUCGAUCUGGUCAAGAUUGGGGGUUUAAUCGGCUACGACAACACCCUGUGGAGUGGGUCCGUGGUGGCGCCGCCUGAUGCUCCGUUAAGGAAGUACAUAAGGUACUACAGGGAUUUCGUUCUUGAGCUGAACAAAGCCCUAGCUGCUGAUCCAAGGAUUGAGAUCUGCAUGCUCCCAGUUGGUGAUGGUGUUACCCUGUGCCGCCGCGUUACCUAAUCUUUCUUAAAUUUCCCAUAUUAUUUACAAAUCUAAAUGAAGAUAACAAAAAAUUGACCCCCCUGUGAUGUGCUGGUCAUUAAAAAAAAAGUAUUUAAUAAAAGUGAACUUAUAAAUAUUUCAUACCAU